UAUAUACCUUCAUCUACAAAAACUAGGGUAUAUAAAGCCCCCAAUUCUCUCCGCCCAAAAAUUCUUCACAGCGAACGUUAAACCAGAACUCAACCAUUUCCACCACCACCACACGUCACCUCUAAUUAAUCACGUGCGGAAUGGCGACGUUUGAGCUGUACCGGAGGUCGACGAUCGGGAUGUGCUUGACUGAGACUUUGGAUGAGAUGGUUCAAAACGGUACGCUUAGUCCCGAGCUGGCUAUCCAGGUUCUUGUCCAGUUCGAUAAGUCUAUGACCGAAGCACUGGAAACUCAAGUGAAGAGCAAGGUCUCCAUUAAGGGACAUCUGCACACCUAUAGGUUCUGUGACAAUGUUUGGACCUUCAUCUUGCAAGAUGCUCUGUUCAAAAACGAAGAUACUCAGGAAAAUGUUGGUCGAGUGAAAAUAGUGGCAUGCGACUCAAAGCUACUCUCACAAUGAGAUGCAGAAGAUUGGUGUGUCUGCUGGUGGUAGUGUAUGGAAGAAACUGGGAAUUAGUCUAAUUUCACGGAGGAGCUGGCAAUUAUAGGAGAUAAUUGAACAUAUAUUGUAAAGCCAUCAACCGAUACUACUGGAGUUAUUUGAUGAUACAUUGAGGCUGCUACAUGCUUAUUAGAUGAUUUUUCUUGGUUCUUCUUUUGUAUUUCAAGUAAGAUAAUGAAGAUUAGCAAAGAAUUUCCGUGACAAAAUCAUGGAGGCUAUGAAUUUAUGUUAUCAUUGGUAUUUAUUCGUGCUGAGACAGUACAUUCUGCCAAAGUCUAUGAAUUUUAGGAGGCAGUCUACUUUCUUCUAUGGGGUAAAACAGGGUAGUCAUAGAAAUAAAAAUGGUUUAUGUAUAUUGCAAUAACUCGAGAAUU
Pistacia vera is the source of this 877-nucleotide messenger RNA. RefSeq names its product transcription initiation factor IIA subunit 2. The transcript is spliced from 4 exons. Gene Ontology annotation, molecular function: RNA polymerase II general transcription initiation factor activity; TBP-class protein binding. NCBI's taxonomy places the organism in Eukaryota, Viridiplantae, Streptophyta, Magnoliopsida, Sapindales, Anacardiaceae. The record is from RefSeq and is a predicted model, not a curated record. Gene Ontology annotation, biological process: transcription initiation at RNA polymerase II promoter; RNA polymerase II preinitiation complex assembly. Gene Ontology annotation, cellular component: transcription factor TFIIA complex. The coding region runs from base 141 to 461 and encodes 106 amino acids.